AUGCCUAAACCCACCCACAGGUUCGAAGUGGGUGGCCGUUUGCUUUGCUUUGAGCCGGAUCCAUUGAAGGCAAAACUCAUUUAUUUUGCAGAGGUGACCCAACUUUGCGGUCAUACUUUAAGAGGCAGGACCUACAUCCCGCAGUACUUCGUGCAUUUCCUAGGCUGGAAGAGAAAGUGGGACAGGGAAGUUCCAGAAGAUUUGUUGUUGGAGAAUUCAGAUUUUAACCGAACGCUUAAACGGAAGAUUGACGAGCUGGCGACAAACGUUAAAGACAAAGAAAAGCGAAAACAAAGGAUUGAUCUUGUUCUUUCCACCGCGGCUGAAGCUCGCGAAGAUAUUGAUUGGGACACUGUGCCGGGUGUUUGGAGGGACUCAAAAAAUUCUUCAGCAGUUCAGAAUGCAACUUCAUCCAAUUUGAACAUGAAGAGCAUUUCGGAGUCUGAUACAGAUGCCGAGCGUGUUUACGAGUCAGGUGAACCUGACUCUGACGAUCUGGCACAACUCAAUUUUGAAUCAGUCGAUGUAAGACUUGAAUAUAAUAGCAUAAAUCUGCAGGUUCAUGCAAGCUUCGCCCCAGCUCCGAAGCUCACCCAGUCUCUAAAAUCAAUACUGGAAGGUCAUUGCCGUCCUUUUGAAGCGGCUGCGCAUACUCACCCCAGAAAGCAUUUACCUGUUCAGUCUUGGUGCUCUGUGCUUGAUUUGCUACAAGCUUACCUGAACGACUUCCCUUACAACUUUUCUAUUAACGGCUCACCAACGGUUUCUAAGAACAGUAACGGAUUGAUUUCAUCGGCUACUCAGAGAGAACGAUUCUCGAAAAUGGCAGCUUCAGCGUAUCAAAAGACCGACAAAAGUCGUCGUCUGUGUGGAGAAUUUUGUUCCAGUGUGCGCAUUCUCUUUGAUGCCCUGCUUUUUGAUUACUUACUUUAUCCAUCUGAGGAGAAAUGGCACACGCCUCUUGCACGCGCCGUCAACGAAACCCCCAAAGGCAGCACAUCUCCCAGCUGGGCUUCCACAAUCCUUUUGCCUCCAGAGGAAAUUGAGCGUUCCCCAUCACUUCCCUGUCUUACCUACGAGGCCGUCUACCUUCUCCGACUUUUAAUUCGUCUACCCACGCUAAUAAACCAAAUGGCCCUAACGAAGUGCAGACGUGCAAUUGUGUUGCGCCAUCUCUGUCUCUUUAUCAUGUAUUUGGACGCCUCGAGAGAGUACUGGUUCACUAACUCUCCGCCCCCUAAAAUGAACCCACUGGCAGCUUCAGUCCUCUCCAGUACCCCAGGAAAGCCUUCCAGGGCCUCCUCGUCAUCCUCUGUCUCCAAGGAUAAAUCCAAUCGCUCCAUCUAUAAGACAAAAACCAGAAAGAUCUCCCCCAAGACGCGUAGUACGUCAAGCUUUAUUUUUUCGAUGCAUAUAUUAUUUACUGCUAUAUUUUUUCUUCUUGGUAAGAAUUAA
Messenger RNA from Dibothriocephalus latus, 1455 nucleotides. NCBI's taxonomy places the organism in Eukaryota, Metazoa, Platyhelminthes, Cestoda, Diphyllobothriidea, Diphyllobothriidae. The record is from the annotation of a GenBank genome assembly.